UUUUGGGUGCGGUCCCCAGUGCCGACCGCCCGUAGCCAUGCCCCGGAAAAUUGAGGAAAUCAAGGACUUUCUGCUCACAGCCCGGCGGAAGGAUGCCAAAUCUGUCAAGAUCAAGAAGAACAAAGAUAAUGUGAAGUUCAAGGUUCACUGCAGCAGGUACCUCUACACCCUGGUCAUCACGGACAAGGAGAAGGCGGAGAAGCUGAAGCAGUCCCUGCCCCCUGGUUAGGCAGUGAAGGAGCUGAAGUAACCCAGUCCUCUGCAUUGGCUAUUAAAAACCCUGGAAAGUCAAAAAAA
This is a messenger RNA of Acomys russatus (golden spiny mouse), 297 nucleotides long. Its product is annotated as 60S ribosomal protein L38. Gene Ontology annotation, cellular component: cytosolic large ribosomal subunit; ribosome. The record is from RefSeq and is a predicted model, not a curated record. NCBI's taxonomy places the organism in Eukaryota, Metazoa, Chordata, Mammalia, Rodentia, Muridae. The transcript has a single exon. The coding region runs from base 38 to 229 and encodes 63 amino acids. Gene Ontology annotation, biological process: protein-RNA complex assembly; translation. Gene Ontology annotation, molecular function: structural constituent of ribosome.